UAUAGUUCAUCCUGUUAGCAACCCUGCUAGUUUUAAAAACUAAGAUUAUUCCAAAAUUGAAACGAAGGCUAUAUUACCUAUAUAUAAAAGUUAGCCCUAAUUUUCAUAAAGAUAAAGACCAUAUGUUUGAUGACAACUCAAAAAUCCUUUAUAUUUGUCUUAAAAAAAAAUAGUUGCUUAUCAAAUAUUUGUUACUGUUGAUGGAAAUGGAAUGUAGAUAACAGGGGUUAUCAAUUAGGAAUUGGCCACAACUAAUUUGAACUUGCAGUGCUUUAUCAAAGUGAACAUGUCUUAUCGGGAUACAAAAUAUUCUGAGGAACAUCCCAGAAAUUUAAUACCAGAAUUAUGUAGGCAGUUCUAUCACUUAGGAUGGGUCACUGGAACUGGUGGUGGUAUAAGCAUAAAAUAUGAUUCAAAAAUUUACAUUGCACCUUCAGCUGUGCAAAAAGAGAGAAUACAGCCCAAUGACAUGUUUGUUCAAACGAUAGAUGGUGUUGACUUAGAACUGCCUCCUGUUGAGAAAAAACUGAAAAAAAGCCAAUGUACCCCGUUAUUUAUGUGCGCUUACACAAUGAGGAAUGCAGGUGCUGUCAUUCACACUCAUUCAAAAGCAGCUGUUCUGGCGACUUUACUAUUUCCUGGUAAAGAGUUUGUAUGUACCCAUUUGGAAAUGAUCAAAGGCAUUAGGAAUCAAGCAACUGGAGUAAACUUUAGGUACGAUGAAAAAUUAGUGGUUCCCAUAAUAGAAAACACUCCAUUCGAAGAAGACUUGAAAGAUAUGUUGGCAGAGACUAUCCAGAAAUAUCCACACACUUGCGCCGUUCUUGUUCGAAGACAUGGGGUUUAUGUAUGGGGAGAUACGUGGCAGCAUGCAAAAACUAUGACGGAGUGCUACGAUUAUUUAUUUGAUGUUGUUGUGCAAAUGAAACAGCUUGGGCUGGAUCCCAGCCUCACACCAGACGAGUACGAGUUGAAAUUUCAAAGUGGAAAAUGAGAAGUUGUCAACAAUAUCAUUUAGAAUGACUGUGCAGUUUGAAGACACCAAUUACAUAAGUAACUAGAAUAUAUUUCACGAGUUUUAUCCUUAUUUUAUUGGGGUCAUUGGUGAAAAUUAAUUAUCUCAGUAGUUUGUAAUAUACGAGGGUCGUCUGAAAAGUUUUCGGCCUAACAAAGAUACAAGACAUUUUUUCAGAUUUUUCUUUUUUUUUUCAACACAGUCUCCUUUUAACCCUACACACUUCUCCCAGCGAUGCUCCCAUCUUUGUAGAAUAGUUCUCGGCGUCUUUCUCUGCAAAAUAAUUGUUCACAAAAAUGUGAUUGCCUCUUCAUUUGGUGAAACAGGAUUUUCUUUUUCUCCAAAUAGGGCCGUUUUUCCGCAAGUUCUGUUCUCAGCUUGUCAACUAAUGAUACAUAGUUUGCUCAUAAAUAGAAUCCAACUCAUCUUUGAUUUGCAUAAACGUAUUGCCUUUUAAAAACAAGUCAAUACUUAAUUUUGUCCAUUUCCAUAAAAACACUCGCAUCAACUCAUUCAAACGGCUGUUACAUAAAAAUUGCGUGUCCGAAAUGGCUGAAACUUUGGUGAGUAACUGUCAACAGGUGAACAACGGAGUCCUCUAGCUUUUAUUUACGAAUGCUGCUGUCUGAGGUCAUAAACUUUUCAGACCACCCUCGUACAUACUUCUUUGUGUCAAAUGAAACAUAAAUGUGACUUACAAUUAGUAUAUCAAAUAUAUUCAAAUUCUUUGUUAUAUCACGAUGUAUAUACAUAUCAAUCAACAGAAGUUUGUAAAUUAAAGUACAGCCACAACAACUAUACUAAUAAAUAACAAUAUGAUUAUCACCCAGUA
Molecule: messenger RNA, 1847 nt
Organism: Leptinotarsa decemlineata (Colorado potato beetle)
Lineage: Eukaryota; Metazoa; Arthropoda; Insecta; Coleoptera; Chrysomelidae
Product: methylthioribulose-1-phosphate dehydratase
Cellular component (GO): cytoplasm
Molecular function (GO): metal ion binding; methylthioribulose 1-phosphate dehydratase activity
Source: RefSeq, a predicted model, not a curated record